UAAAAUACGUCACGUUUAUAAAAAUACACGUAAUCAUUUAGAUUAAUUGUUUAUAAAAAAAUAUAAAUAGUAAAGCAAAGGUUAAAAGUACUGUAUAAUGGAAUUAUAAUAUUCACAAUUAUGUGACAAUUUCCUGCUUCAUAUCUGAACAGCAUCCGGAAUUAAAGGUUCCCAAUGGAAACAUAAAAAUUUUUAUAUAUUAUUUGAUUCAAAUAAGUAGAAUUUGAAUAUUGAUCAAUUCAAUUAAAUAUGGAAGAAGAAGAUGAAGAAGUUUCUACACCAUGGAUACAAAGACAUAGAAAUAAUAUAUCUGAAGCAAGUCUUUAUCGAUCAAUACAAAGUAAUUUAAAUGCAGAAUCUGUACAAACAUUAUAUCAAAGUGUUCCUAAUAUCUCAUUAAAUAAUAUUGGAAGCAUGAAUAGUAUGCAUAGUGCAAUCUCUAUGGAAGAUAUUCAACAAACACAUAAUGACGAUACAUUAACUUUUAAUAAUGAUACCAAUGAAACAAUUAUUGAUGGUAGUUGUACAGAUUUAAGAAACAGUAAAAGAAGUUCAAGAUCGGCUUCAAAAUGUGGAACAAUUUUUAGUUUAUAUUUUCGUGAUGAAAUUCGUACAAUUGAUUUUGUACUUGUUUGGGAUGAAUAUAAUGUAGAAGCUCAAACGUACCGUUGUACUGAAUAUAGACGUAUAUUUGAAAAAAAUUUAGAAAAGGAAGGUUUACAAUUAGAAUAUGAACAAGCAGAACCAAAUGGUUUACAUUUCAUAAAAAUUCAUGCACCUAAAGAAGUAUUAAGACGGUAUGCUGAAAUAUUAAAACUUAGAUUGCCAAUGAAAGAAUUACCUAGUAUGAUGAUUUUUGAAAAUCGUAGUAACACAUUAAUUAAAGAAGUCAAUUCAUUAUUCAAGAGAAUUAUGAAAAAGUAUUAUGUAAACCAAACAAUAUUUCCAACUCUGAAACAUAAUUUUACAGCUGUUUAUAGCCGUGAUAAAGAAUAUUUAUUCAAUUUGGAUUCACCAAAUUUUUUUACUACUGCAACACGUGCUAGAAUCGUACAAUUUAUUUUAGAUAGAACCAGAUUUACUGAAACUAAGGAUGAUGACUUUGCAUUUGGAAUAGAUAGAUUGAUUUCGGAAAAAGCAUAUAUAGCCGCAUAUCCUCUUCAUGAUGGUGAUUUACAAGCACCAGAUUCUAUGAGAUAUCUCUUGUACAAAGAAUGGGCAAGCAUAAAGAAAUGUCUUCAUUAUCAACCAUUAGAUUACAUCAAAGAGUAUUUUGGAGUAAAAAUUGGACUUUACUUUGCUUGGCUUGGAUUUUAUACACAUAUGUUGAUACCUGCUAGUAUUGUUGGUCUUUUAUGUUUCAUAUACAGUUGUGCGACUUUAUAUUCUAAUGAACCAAGUGAAGAUAUUUGCAAUUUUAAUGGUACCAUUGAAAUGUGUCCUUUAUGUGAUCAUUUUUGUGGAUAUUGGGAUUUGAAAGAAACAUGUUUACAUGCAAGAAUUACAUAUUUAUUUGAUAAUCCAUCUACUGUUUUUUUUUCUAUAUUUAUGUCAUUAUGGGCUACAUUGUUUUUGGAAUUAUGGAAAAGAUAUUCAGCAGAAAUUACUCAUAAAUGGGAUUUAACUGGUUUGGAUGCUCAAGAGGAACAUCCUCGACCUCAGUACUUAGCACGUUUAGCACAUAUAAAAAAAAAAUCGCUCAAUAUUAUCACAAAUACAGAAGAACCGAAAGUUCCCUUUUGGAAGAUGAGAGUUCCUGCUACAAUUCUCAGUUUCUCUGUCGUUUUGCUGCUGAUUGCAAUAGCAAUGGCUGCUGUCUUAGGUGUUGUUUUAUAUAGAAUGUCUGUUUUGACUGCUUUAAGUGUUUAUGGACAUCCUAUGGUAACAAGUUAUGCAAUACUAUUUACUACAGCUACGGCUGCUAGUAUUAAUUUGUGUUGCAUUAUAAUAUUUAAUUGGGUUUAUGUUUGGUUAGCUGAAUAUUUAACAGAGAUCGAAUUACUUCGAACCCAAACUGAAUUUGAUGAUAGUUUAACAUUAAAAAUAUAUCUACUCGAAUUUGUUAACUAUUAUGCUUCCAUAUUUUAUAUAGCAUUUUUUAAAGGAAAGUUCGUUGGUUAUCCUGGAAAUUAUAAUCGCUUCUUUCAUUAUCGACAAGAAGAAUGUGGUCCUGGUGGGUGCCUUAUGGAAUUAUGCAUACAGCUAAGCAUUAUUAUGAUUGGCAAACAAGCCAUGAAUACAAUAUUAGAAAUGUUGUUUCCAUUAUUUUACAAAUGGUUAAAUACUUUAAAAGUACAUGUUGGAAUGACAACAGAAGAUGGACAAAGAAAAAUUACUACUAGAAAAUAUCUUCAAUGGAUUAAGGAUUAUAAGUUAGUGGAAUGGGGUCCAAGAAGUUUAUUUCCCGAGUAUUUAGAAAUGGGUAUUGUACUACAAUAUGGGUUUGUUACUAUCUUUGUUGCUGCAUUUCCAUUAGCACCAUUUUUUGCAUUAUUGAAUAAUGUUUUUGAAAUGCGAUUAGACGCGAAAAAAUUGUUAACAAUGUAUAGAAGACCAGUCGGACAACGUGUUACUGAUAUAGGCAUAUGGUACCGUAUUUUAGAUUCCAUUUCUAAAUUAUCUGUUAUAACUAAUGCAUUCAUUAUAGCUUUUACUUCGAAUUUUAUACCUAGAUUAGUUUAUCGAAUAAUUGUCUCUGAUAAUUAUUCUCUAGAAGGAUUUCUAGACCAUUCUCUUUCGAAGUUUAAUACAAGUGAUUUAAAAAACGGUACUGAACCAUUUUCAACAUCUAAUCCGCGAGUUGAAAUAUGUAGAUAUCCAGAUUAUAGGGAACCACCCGAUUCAUCAAAUAAAUAUCAAUAUACUAUUAUGUUUUGGCAUGUACUUGCGGCAAGAUUAGCUUUUAUUGUUGUCUUUGAGAAUAUUGUUGCUCUUGUAAUGAUAUUAGUACGAUGGUGUAUUCCUGAUAUGAAUCCAAAGUUAAGAGAUAAAAUUCGACGCGAAGCAUAUAUAACUAAUGAAAUAAUUAUUCAACAAGAAACGCUUCGUGCUUGUGAACGAUCUACUGAUUUAGAUGCAAAUCAGCAUUUAAUUAGAUUAAAUGAAAAUGCAAAUCGAUGGAAUAGAGUCAUGAGAAGUAGUUUAUCUAAUUCUGAAUUUGAUUUAGAAAUUCACGGAAGUCCUGUAUCACCAGCUAACACACAUUCACGUGUUAGUCCUGCCGCAUUAUGAUCAUUUUCAGAUCAAAAAAAUAAAAAAUUCAAUAAAAAAAAUUAUAAUUGUGAUUCUAGUCA
Messenger RNA from Apis cerana (Asiatic honeybee), 3293 nucleotides. Its product is annotated as anoctamin 1. Gene Ontology annotation, molecular function: chloride channel activity; protein dimerization activity. Gene Ontology annotation, cellular component: plasma membrane. Lineage: Eukaryota; Metazoa; Arthropoda; Insecta; Hymenoptera; Apidae. Gene Ontology annotation, biological process: chloride transmembrane transport. The record is from RefSeq and is a predicted model, not a curated record.